CAAUCAUCAAAAGGAAAAAAAAAAAACAGUAAUACUAAUAUUUAAGUAACAAACUUAAAAAUGGCUACAAUAACUUAUUGUGCCUUCACAUUUAUAUUAUUCUUGCUAGCACAUUUCGGGGAAAGUGCUACUUUCAACGUAGCUGCAAAAGCUAAUGUAGAUGUUGGCCCGGCAUUGUUGAAAGCUUGGAAAGAAGCAUGUGCGACCAAAACUGCCAGCACCAUUGUCAUCCCAAAAGGUACAUACCCAAUGACCCAAGUUGUACUCAUAGGUCCAUGCAAAGCCCCACUUGAGCUUCAAAUCAUGGGUACCUUGAAGGCCCCUCCAAAUCCAAAAGAUAUGGAUAUAAAAAAGGAAUGGUUUACCAUUCGAUACAUAGAUCAUUUCACACUAACAGGUGGUGGGACCUUGGAUGGCCAAGGAAAUGUCAUUGUUUAUCCCGCCAAAGGAAAAAGUCAUAAGCUACCCAACAAUUUGAGCUUGAAUUUCUUAACAAAUUCGGUAAUCCGAGGCAUAACUACUCUAAACAGUAAACAAUUUCACGUCAAUGUUCUUGGUGGCAAGAACUUAACGUUUGAUCAUUUCACCGUUAAAGCCCCAGGAGAUAGUCCCAACACAGAUGGAAUUCAUAUUGCAAAAAUAGUUGGUGCUGUAAUUAAAGAUUCUGUUUUUGCAACCGGAGACGAUUGCAUAUCAAUUGGGGACGGGUUAGAAAACUUGAAAAUCACAGGUGUGACAUGUGGGCCUGGACACGGCAUCAGUGUGGGUAGUCUUGGCAGAACUCCAGGUGAAACGCCAGUGAAAGGCAUGUUUGUGUCAAACACUAAAUUUAUUGGUACCGAUAAUGGUGCUAGAAUUAAAACAUGGCCUAGUUCUCAUCCUGGAGUUGUAACUGAUAUUCAUUUUGAGAAUAUAGACAUGAAAAAUGUCAAAAACCCAAUUGUGAUUGAUCAAGAAUACUGUCCGAAUAACGAAUGCAACAAGCAGAAACCAUCACUAGUAAAGAUUAGCAAAGUAAGCUAUAAAAAUAUAAAAGGUACUUCUGCAACACCGGAUGCAGUGAUCCUUGGAUGCAGUAAGGGGGUGCCAUGCGAAGGAGUUGAAAUCGGUGAUAUUAACUUGACAUUCAAAGGAGGUGCUGCAAAAAGUGUUUGUAAGAAUGUGAAGCCUAAGCUAACCGGAAAGCAAGUUCCACCACUGGUUUGCAAAUGAACAACUUUGUUAUGAUAUAUGUUGGCUGAAGAAUUAUUGAUUAGUAACAAAUAAUGUUGUAAUAGUUGGUUAAUUUAUUGUUACAAUUUCAUGGUCACACAAAGGGCUAUAUAUUUUCAAAAUAAAAAAAAAAGAAGGUAUUAAUUAAAAUAAUAAUAAUUAGUGACGA
Ipomoea triloba (trilobed morning glory) is the source of this 1381-nucleotide messenger RNA. RefSeq names its product polygalacturonase-like. NCBI's taxonomy places the organism in Eukaryota, Viridiplantae, Streptophyta, Magnoliopsida, Solanales, Convolvulaceae. The record is from RefSeq and is a predicted model, not a curated record. Gene Ontology annotation, biological process: carbohydrate metabolic process. Bases 61 to 1212 code for a protein of 383 amino acids. Gene Ontology annotation, molecular function: polygalacturonase activity. The transcript is spliced from 4 exons.